Messenger RNA from Talaromyces amestolkiae, 1545 nucleotides. RefSeq lists its product as uncharacterized. Lineage: Eukaryota; Fungi; Ascomycota; Eurotiomycetes; Eurotiales; Trichocomaceae. Gene Ontology annotation, molecular function: transmembrane transporter activity. The coding region runs from base 1 to 1545 and encodes 514 amino acids. The transcript is spliced from 7 exons. Gene Ontology annotation, biological process: transmembrane transport. The record is from RefSeq and is a predicted model, not a curated record. Gene Ontology annotation, cellular component: membrane.
AUGUCUGAACUCAACAGGUCCGCCGAUAAAGCAUAUGCAAUGGACAAGUCCAAGGAUAUAGGAAUUGCGGAGACAGGGGAACGAAUGCAUGGGGUCAACGCCCAGAUUGCAAGUAGAGACAAAGCCCUUGUUUUGCUCGGGCAAAACCAUGUCUCUUUUGAUCCCAAUUCAGAAGAAGCCAGACGUGUUCGCCGGAAAAUUGAUCGGCGUAUCAUGCCAUUGAUAUUUACGGUGUAUCUCCUGCAGCUAUUGGACAAGAAUAGCUUGUCGUUUGCUGCCAUCAUGGGGAUCAAAGAUAGCGCCCAUCUUACAGCGUCGCAAUACUCAUGGCUGGGCUCCAUUGUCUACUUCGGGUAUCUGGGAGGUGAUGUCCCCUCAAUCUUCCUAAUGCAGCGACUUUCAAUAGCCAAGUAUCUUUCAGUUAUGUGCAUGAUAUGGGGUGUCAUCGUCGCAUUACACGCCGCUUGCCAUAGCUUUGGAAGCCUCGCUGCUGUACGAUUCAUUUUAGGCGCUAUCGAAGUUUGUACUGUCCCUGUAGCGAUCCAGAUCACAAGUGCAUUUUACACAAAAGAAGAACAAGUCGUUCGUGUUGCACUGUGGUAUACGACAUCCGGCUGGGGAGGCGUGUUUGGUGGAUUUUUUGCCUGGUGCAUCUAUAAUGCCAAAAGCUUUCGAUGGCAAGGGUUGUUUAUUCUCUAUGGUGGUAUGACAUUCGUCACGGGCCUGAUCAUGUUCUUUCUGCUUGCUGCUUCGCCGACAGAAGCCAAGUGGCUGACCGAAGAGGAAAAGGUCAUUGCUCUGGAACGCGUAAGGCACAACAAGACGGGUACUGAAGUGUGGAAAUUCAGCUGGCCUCAACUGAAAGAGGCACUCAUGGAUGUGCGCUUGUAUAUGAUGUUCCUGUUGUUGGCUUCUAGUGGAUUGCCUAAUGGGGGAGUGACUGCAUUUGGACCGACAAUUAUUUCAGGCUUUGGCUUCACUACCGCGCAGACCACCCUCUUGAACAUGGGUCCCGGUGCCGCACAAGUCGUUGGUACAAUUCUCGCACUAUUCCUGGCAAGGCGCACAAGCCGAACGUUUGCCGGUGCGGCUACUUUAUUGCUUGCUGCCGUUGGCUGUAUCAUGAUGUUUGUUAUUCCGAGUAGUAAUUACAAAGCUCGCUACGGAGGAUAUGUGCUAGUUUAUCAAUACCCCGUUUGUGUUCUGUUCAUCAUCACAUUCUUGACUUCUGGCGUCGCGGGUACCACAAAGAGAUUUGCCUUUUCCUGUUCGUAUCAACUAGGGUAUGCCGUGGGAAACAUCAUCGGUCCCCAAACGUACAGAGCAAAGGAUGCGCCAAAUUACUACCCCGCAAAAUAUACUAUGCUCGCCUUCCUUCUUUUCAAUGCCUUGCUCAUAACAACGUACGGAAUGCUUCAUAAGAUCUGGAAUAAACGUCGCGAUAAGCGUGAUACUCUCGAACCAGGCGUAUCACGGCAUGUUGAGAAUGAAGAAUUUAUCGAUAUCACAGAUUUCAAGUUGAGAUCGUUCAGAUAUCCAGUGUAG